AUGAAUGCGCCGAAUGCUCCUGCGGCCGUGAGGAUAUCGGGGCCACCAAACAGCAGCUUCUUGGUGGGCUACCCGGGGAUCUCUGCGACAUUGCCUAGGAUUGUUGGCAAAGUCGAGAUCCGGCCGGGCGCAGGCUUUUCGGCUCCGGUGAACAUUUCCAUGGUGCGCAUCUGCCUUCAGCGACGGGAAACCAUCCAUCCGGCGGCGGAGAAUGUUGCGAAGCGACAUCUUGGGACGCCGCGACGGGAGACCUCCGAUUUGGUGGGCAAGGAGGUUCUGCUCUAUCGUUGUACAUCAGGGAAGGAGUCGGAGAGCGUUAUCGCCAUGGAUCUACCAUUCCAGAUUUUCAUCCCUUUCGGGCGCGGGGGAGAAGAGACGAACCGGCGCAUUCCGCCAGCCAGCUUACAACUCCCCAGCCGAAUCGCCGAGACCUAUUACGAACUUGUCGUCACUGUACAGCAGGGAUCUAGCAUGCAGAACCGCUACACCUUUCCCAUCCCAUUACAACGUUACGACACCCUGUCGACGUUUGGAAUGUACAACCGACCAGAGACCAAGGCAGCGACGGCGGAUCAUAUCGUGACCUUGGGCAUGUCGCUCCCGAAAUGGAGCUAUGGGCCGUUGGAUCCCAUUACGGUAUACGUCAAGUUGUCGCCAAACCCGGACUACAUGAACAAGGCGAAAAGGGUGACGAUACAGAAGAUCACACUGACCAUUGAGGAGGAAAUCACAUUCAACCCUGAAGGAGACGAGCCGACCAGGAAGGUCAAUAAAAUUGCGAAACAUACACAGCAGGUAGGCACAAAGUUGCCAGAGAAUGGGUAUAUGACGAAUCUGGGUCUGGUACUCCCAGCCCGCGAUCUCAGAGAUCCGGAUGGCAUCAUAAAAAGGGGCAAGCCAGCGUUCCCGAUGUAUGAGGUGACCAGUUUUACCACAUCGUCGACGCUGUACAAGAUUGAGUUCUUCCUAAGCAUCAAGGCAUACAUGACCUCCGCUCGCGACAUCACAUUACGCCAGGCGAUUGUGGUAUGCCCGAUGGACCAGCAGGCAUGUAAGGAGGAGAUGGAUGCCAUCGAACAAGCAGCAAAGGACGCCUCGAUGGUUGACCCUAACAAUCCUACUUGCUUCGAUGAGCGCAGAAUCGUCCUGGCUAGUGAACGAGAUGCGAUCCGGCACCUUGGACUCUGCGAGGUUGGAGGCGUCAAGAAAAUGUUGAUCGAAUAG
Molecule: messenger RNA, 1224 nt
Organism: Canariomyces notabilis
Lineage: Eukaryota; Fungi; Ascomycota; Sordariomycetes; Sordariales; Chaetomiaceae
Exons: 3
Coding region: 1-1224 (407 amino acids)
Biological process (GO): division septum assembly
Cellular component (GO): division septum
Source: RefSeq, a predicted model, not a curated record